Molecule: messenger RNA, 3351 nt
Organism: Penicillium soppii
Lineage: Eukaryota; Fungi; Ascomycota; Eurotiomycetes; Eurotiales; Aspergillaceae
Product: peroxidase/cytochrome P450 family protein
Exons: 3
Coding region: 1-3351 (1116 amino acids)
Biological process (GO): response to oxidative stress
Molecular function (GO): heme binding; monooxygenase activity; peroxidase activity
Source: RefSeq, a predicted model, not a curated record
AUGUUGAGGAGAAUCUCUACUCAGUUCAAGCGGUCCAAGGAUCCCAAGGACACCAAUGGCGACACUGAGCCCAAGGUCACCGACAAGAGCGCCGACAAGAGCAAACGGUUUUCCAAGGUCUCGCCGGUUCGAAAAUCCAGCUCUAACCAGGAGGAGAGCAGCAACCGCACUGUGAAGCGUGCAGAAGUCAUUGCGACUUUUGAGAAGUAUGCGCAAGCCAUUCACGCUUCACAAGAACCAUUGCCUAACCAGACCGGCGAUGGCACUUACUUGAAGCAUGACAAGUCCUCUGGUUUGGUCGCAGACAUCAAGUCCCUGGGUUUCCGCGAUGUCAACACUGUCAAGGAUUUGAUCGCAAACAAGGCUUCCGGCGAGCUUGUUGAUGAUAAAACCUACCUGAUGGAGCGUGUCAUCCAGAUGGUCGCUGAUUUGCCCGGUCACUCCAAGAACCGUACCGAGCUCACCAAUGUAUUCCUCGAUGAGCUUUGGAACUCAAUUCCUCACCCCCUCUCUCGUAAGGAACUCAAAGAUCUUGCCGAUGGCUCAAAUAACAACCCUACUCUUCCAUGGCUGGGAGCCGCUAAUACCGCAUACUGCCGCACCAUUCCUCCUCUGUCCAUCCAACCCAGCGGAUUGCCCGACGCCGGUCUUAUUUUUGAUACCCUUUACGCCCGUCAGGAAUUCACCCCGCACCCCAAUAAGGUCUCCAGUGUUUUCUUCGACUGGGCAUCUUUGAUUAUUCAUGAUAUUUUCCAGACGGAUUACCGCCAACAGCACUUGAACAAGACCUCUGCCUACCUUGAUCUCUCCAUUCUGUACGGUGAUGUCAAGGAGCAGCAGGAUCUCAUCCGUUCUCACGAGAACGGAAAGUUGAAGCCCGAUUGCUUCUCCGAGGGUCGCUUGCAGGCCCUUCCCGCUGCUUGCGGUGUUCUCCUGGUUAUGCUGAACCGUUUCCACAACCACGUUGUUACCCAGCUGGCUGAAAUCAACGAGAAUGGCCGUUUCAGCAAGCCCCGCCCCGGUCUGUCCGAGGAGGAUACCAAGGCUGCCUGGGCCAAGCGCGAUGAGGACCUGUUCCAAACCGGUCGUCUCAUCACCUGUGGUCUAUACAUUAACAUCACUCUGUAUGAUUAUCUGCGCACCAUUGUCAACCUGAACCGUACCAACUCCACUUGGUGCUUGGACCCCCGAGCUCAGAUGGAGAAGGCCGGUUCCACUCCCUCUGGUCUUGGUAACCAGUGCUCCGUCGAGUUCAACCUGGCCUACCGCUGGCACUCGACUAUCAGCCAGGGCGAUGAGAAGUGGAUUGAGCAGAUUUACUAUGACCUCAUGGGUAAGCCUGCCGAGCAGGUCACCAUGCCCGAGUUACUGAUGGGCAUGAAGAAGGUCGAGGGUAUGCUCGACGCCGACCCCUCCAAGCGCACCUUUGCCAACCUGAAGCGUGGUGAGGACGGUUUCUUCGAUGACGGAGAGCUUGUCAAUCUUUUAAGCAAUGCCACUGAGGAUGUGGCCAGCUCUUUCGGUCCUCGCAAUGUGCCCAAGGCUCUGCGCUCCAUCGAGAUCCUCGGUAUCGAAGCUUCUCGCCGCUGGAACGUUGGUUCCCUCAACGAGUUCCGCAAGCACUUCGGCCUCAAGGCUUAUGAGACUUUCGAGGAGGUCAACUCCAACCCCGAGAUUGCUGAUACCCUGCGUCACCUCUACGAUCACCCCGACUACAUUGAGCUCUACCCCGGUAUUGUCUCCGAGGAGGCGAAGGAGCCCAUGAUCCCCGGUGUUGGUAUUGCCCCAACCUACACCAUCUCGCGUGCUGUGUUGUCUGAUGCCGUUGCGCUUGUCCGUGGUGACCGUCACUACACCGUUGACUACAACCCCCGUAACCUGACCAACUGGGGUUACAACGAAGCCCGCUACGAUCUCAACAUUAACCAAGGCUGUGUCUUCUACAAGCUGGCCAACCGUGCCUUCCCCAACCACUACAAGCCUGAUUCCAUCUACGCCCACUACCCCAUGACUAUCCCCAGCGAGAACCGCAACAUCAUGAAGAACCUGGGUCGCGAGCAGGACUACUCCUAUGACAGGCCCACAUACUUUGAGCCCCGCGUCAACCUGACCUCCCACCAGAAUGCCAAGUUGGUCCUCGAGAACCAGCAGGACUUCCGUCCCACCUGGGGCAGCGCCAUGUCCGAGCUCUUCGGCAAGGGCGAAUUCGAUACCAAGCAGCGCGAGGCUAUCGGCAAGGCUCUCAACACCGAGGAGUUCCCUAAGCUUGUCAAGAGCUUCUACGAGGAUAUCACUGAGCGUCUGAUUGCCGAGAAGAGCGGUCGUCUGGGCAAAAUCAACCAGGUCGAUAUCACCCGUGAUGUCGGUAACUUGGCCCAUGUUCACUUCGCCUCCACCAUCUUCGGUCUCCCCCUGAAGACCGAGCAGAACCCCCAGGGUCUGUUCACCGAGCACGAGAUGUACAUGAUUCUGUCGACCAUCUUCUCCGCGCUCUUCUUCGACGUCGAUGCUCCCCGCUCGUACGCCCUGAACCGCGCUGCCUCUGCUGUUUCCACCCAGCUUGGCCAGGUAGUCGAGGCCUCCGUCAAGGCCGAUACCAACAGCGGCCUCUUCGCCGGUAUCAUGGACAACUUCCAUCCCCACGACAACGCUCUCCGCGAGUUCGGCACUGAGGCUAUCCGCCGCAUGAAGGAAGCCGGCUCCAGCGCCUCCGACAUCACUUGGUCAGCCAUUGUGCCCACCAUUGUCGGACUGGUCCCCAACCAGGGCCAGGUCUUCACCCAGAUCAUCGAGCACUACACCAAGCCUGAGAGCAAGGUCCACCUGGCCGAGAUCAACCGCCUGGCCCAGAGCGACUCCGCUGAAGCCGACGAGAAGCUGUACCGCUACUGUCUGGAGGCCAUCCGCCUGAACGGCACCUUCGGCGCCUUCCGCGAGGCCAAGGAGGUCGUCACCGUCGAGGACAACGGCAAGACCUACACCAUCCAGCCCGGCCAGCAGGUCUUCGCCUCCUUCGACCAGGCCAACCACGACCCCAGCGUUUUCCCCGAACCCAACGAGGUCCGUCUCGACCGCCCGAUUGACUCCUACAUCAACCAAGGCCAGGGCCCAACCACCGGCUUCGGCGAGCAAGUCACCAAGAUCGCCCUCGUUGCCAUGCUGCGCGUCGUCGCCCGUCUGCCGGGUCUCCGCCGUGCUGCUGGGGCCCAGGGUCAACUCAAGAAGAUCCCCCAGGAGGGCGGCUAUUACGUCUACCUCCGUGGCGAUGGAUCCUCCUACUGCCCCUUCCCCAUGUCCCUCAAGCUUCACUGGGACGCUGCUCCGGUCGAGAACAAGGCUCCCUCCUCCUAA